GCCAGAUCUCUUAAGCUAGCUAUUAGCCAAUCAGUUGAUCGGACACUUCAACGCAGAGAAGGAAAAAAGCGGUUGGUGAGAGUCCAAAUUCAGAUUCCAAAUAUAAUUAAAAAAAAAAAAAGAAGAUUCUUGCUCCACCCCCAAAGGCCAAAACACAUUUCAGAUCAAUCGGAGAUGGGCGGAGAUGGCAAAGUUUUCACCUUGGCCGAGGUUUCUCAGCACAGUAGCACCCAAGAUUGUUGGAUCGUCAUCGACGGCAAGGUCUAUGAUGUGACAAAGUUCUUGGACGAUCAUCCUGGUGGUGACGAGGUGAUCUUGACUUCUACAGGGAAAGAUGCAACAGAUGAUUUUGAGGAUGUCGGACACAGUUCUACUGCAAAAGCCAUGCUAGAUGAGUACUAUGUGGGUGAUAUUGACUCAGCCACUGUCCCAGCUAAAACCAAGUUUACUCCUCCUCCAAAGCAGACCGAGUCUAACCAGAACAAGAGCUCCGAUUUUGUCAUUAAGAUCCUUCAGUUCCUUGUUCCUCUUCUAAUCUUAGGCUUGGCUCUUGGUAUCCGUUCUUACACCAAGACUCCUUCUUCUUGAGGACUCUAUUGGUGCUUUUGAGUGUUUGCCUCUGUACUACGUUGGGUACACUCUUUGCCUUUAUCUCUGCCUGUCUUGUAAGACAUCAGAUAUUAUAUUCUCUUUUGCAAUCAAGUGGAUCUGUGGUGUGAGAGAACUUUUGAUCUCAAAUCAUCUACCUUUGUUUCUUAUAUCAAUCAAAUCCAUUUACAAGGUCGA
Messenger RNA from Eutrema salsugineum, 786 nucleotides. Its product is annotated as cytochrome B5. The coding region runs from base 175 to 588 and encodes 137 amino acids. Gene Ontology annotation, molecular function: heme binding. The transcript has 3 exons. The record is from RefSeq and is a predicted model, not a curated record. Lineage: Eukaryota; Viridiplantae; Streptophyta; Magnoliopsida; Brassicales; Brassicaceae. Gene Ontology annotation, cellular component: endoplasmic reticulum; membrane.